Acanthochromis polyacanthus (spiny chromis) is the source of this 4057-nucleotide messenger RNA. It is a transcript of the gene crhr2, whose product is annotated as corticotropin-releasing factor receptor 2. Lineage: Eukaryota; Metazoa; Chordata; Actinopteri; Pomacentridae. Gene Ontology annotation, cellular component: axon terminus; plasma membrane; dendrite. Gene Ontology annotation, biological process: adenylate cyclase-modulating G protein-coupled receptor signaling pathway; long-term synaptic potentiation; cell surface receptor signaling pathway. Gene Ontology annotation, molecular function: peptide hormone binding; G protein-coupled peptide receptor activity; corticotropin-releasing hormone receptor activity. The record is from RefSeq and is a predicted model, not a curated record.
UAAGACACAGGUGGGGCAGGUGUGAAGUGUCAGAGUGUGACACAGUCCGUGAUGUGAUCAUGUCCGUGUCGACCGUCUCUCAUGCGGACGGAGCAGCGGAUCCUCGGCUCUGAUUGGUCAGCGGAGCUCCCGCACGGAGCGCCGGGCUCUCCGCCUGUCAGUGCUGCUGCUCUUCCUCACAUGCCCAUGGACACCGCGGGGCGCACGGUGCCCUCCUCCUCCUCUCGCACCUGAAUUCAUUCUCUGAAAUCUGGUCGCACCAUGGACGCUACUAUUUACGAGAUCAUUUUUGGAGAGCUCGGGGACGUGAAUUGUAGUUUGGUGGAGGCUUUCCAGGACACUUUGGAAAACGCUUCAGUGUCGUUGCUGAGCGCUGACGGUUUAUAUUGCAAUGCCACCACGGAUGAGAUUGGAACCUGCUGGCCACGGAGCAGCAGCGGCAGGAUGGUGGAGAGACCCUGCCCGGAGUACAUCAAUGGAGUGAAGUACAACACAACCAGGAGCGCUUACAGAGAAUGCAUGGACAAUGGGACAUGGGCGUUGAAGAGCAAUUACUCCAAUUGUGAACCCAUUCUGGAGGAGAAGAGGAAAUAUCCAAUGCAUUAUAAAAUAGCGCUGAUCAUCAACUACCUAGGCCACUGUAUCUCUGUGGGAGCCCUUGUCGUGGCCUUCAUUCUCUUCUUGUGCUUAAGGAGCAUACGAUGUCUACGAAACAUCAUCCACUGGAAUCUGAUCACCACCUUCAUACUGAGGAAUGUUAUGUGGUUUUUGCUUCAGCUGAUUGACCACAAUAUCCAUGAGAGCAAUGAGCCGUGGUGUCGAUUAAUUACGACAAUAUACAACUACUUUGUGGUGACAAACUUUUUCUGGAUGUUUGUUGAAGGGUGCUACCUUCACACAGCCAUCGUAAUGACUUAUUCAACUGAUAAGUUGAGAAAGUGGGUCUUCCUUUUCAUCGGCUGGUGUAUUCCAUGUCCUAUAAUCGUGGCCUGGGCCAUUGGAAAGCUGUAUUAUGAAAAUGAACAAUGUUGGUUUGGUAAAGAGCCUGGGAAAUAUAUGGACUACAUUUACCAGGGUCCAGUUAUUCUUGUGCUUCUGAUAAACUUUGUUUUCCUCUUCAACAUAGUAAGAAUUCUGAUGACCAAACUAAGAGCUUCAACCACGUCAGAAACGAUACAGUACAGAAAAGCCGUGAAAGCAACACUAGUCCUGCUACCUCUGCUGGGCAUCACCUACAUGCUCUUCUUUGUUAAUCCGGGGGAGGAUGACAUCUCACAAAUUGUGUUCAUCUAUUUCAACUCCUUUUUACAGUCUUUUCAGGGGUUCUUUGUGUCAGUGUUUUACUGCUUUCUAAAUGGAGAGGUCCGUUCAGCAGUAAGGAAACGGUGGCACCGCUGGCAGGACAACCACGCCCUUCGAGUACGAGUGGCACGAGCCAUGUCCAUCCCCACGUCUCCCACCAGGAUCAGCUUUCACAGCAUCAAACAGACCACAGCUGUGUGAUGGAGGGAGCAGACACAUAAUCUCAACUGCAGCAUCUAUUGGGAGCAGACUUAUAACUUGCAUCCACUACGGACUAUGAAAUGAUUUGCAGAACUGACUAAUUCCUCUAACACGGCCACCAUAUGUCCAGUGUGGCUGAAGAGCCCACAAGAUCUAUUUUACCUGAUGGCAAAGUCUAUUUUAAGUGCACAUGAACAUAAGGUCGUAAGAGGAUUCAUUUUGUUAUAAUGUACUAUACAUGGCCCACAGGAUUGGGGAUUUUCUGACAAGCGACUAUAAAAUGCUAUCAUCUUCAUCAUCAUCGUAUCGCGUCUUUUGAUGUUCUUAUCACUACCAUCUUAUUGCUCAUUAGCGGAGAAAGAUAAUUCCACGGGCAGCCCACUUGUACGAGCAAGCUCUCCACUGUUUCUUAGAGGCAGGGCCAAGAGAGAUACUUGAAAUUUGACUAACCAUGAUGCAUUCACAUGUUGCCAAAUGGCCAUUUGUAUUUCAAAAUUUUAAAAAAAGCUCCUCGACAUCAACAGCUUCUUUACUCAGACAGGAAAGAGGCUUUCGGGAAGAAGAUGUUUCAUCUGAAUUAAAUGUCAAGAAACUGUACUGAAAAGAACAUAUUCUGUCAGCGCUCUUUGUAGUGAUAAGGGACUUAAAAUUGAUUGUCAAGUAAACAACUGGUAUUCAUGAAAACACAAUCCUAAUGCAUAUGUCGUGGUCACUGUGAGCUGUGGCUAUUUUAAAUGAACAAGCAAGGAGCCUUUAUAUUCUCCUCAAAGGGUCUGAGUCCUUUUUCUGUCAGUCUGUGAUCUUUUAUGCAACACUGAUUCUUUUGAUCUUGUACUGUAUGGUGGUAAACAUUGUUAAAAUACUUGGUUACAAGCUAACCUCUGUUCUGGCUAUUUGAUCUCACCAUUUAUUUUUACACCCCCUUUGUCCGACUAUUCUCUCUUCUGGGAAGGACGGUGUCAACACGAGGAGCUGAUGUGUUGUCUGUUUGAACUUCUCUUGUAGAUGAGCACAGAUAAGAUUAUAUGUAUCAUUGUAUGGACUGACAGCAAUUCAGAGACAUUUACGGUAUGUGACGUAUACAUAUGUUAAGCGCAAUGCAGGGAUUUAUUGUACAGGCGCAGAUUACACUCUUUUUGGCUUUAUGAAAUCCUUCGGGCUUUCUCGUAAUCGGUGUCACAACUAAGCUUCUGGUUCUAAACGAGAGAAGCUUGAUGAAGUGAGAACCAAUUGCUUCCCUGAACACUUGCCCUUGUCAGGCCAACAUAUACAGGCCACUUGUAAUGCCAGCUCUUACGUCUCCUUGGGCUGCUCACGCAACCAUAAUGGACACAACCAUGCAUCUGAUUUGGCAAGUCCUCAAAAUAGUUUUUUCUCCUGAAGGGUAAAAGAUGGAGAUGAAAAUUUUGCUUUAAAAAAAGAUUAUGAACAAUAGAGCAAGUAUUAAUUACACUGCAAACCCUUGUAUCUCCACACAAUUAAAGAGGAGUUUUGUUUUUCCAGAUUACAUGAUGAAGAAUGUUAAAAGAUCUGUUUGACAUUUUGGGAAAUACUCUUAUUGGCUUGCAGAGAUGGAGAGUGAAGUAAAUGUCAUUCUUAUGUCUGUUUGGGUUUUUUUUUUUAGUGUUUGUUUUUAUGUAUAGGUUGAACAAAACAUUCCACUUCUACAGAUUGCUGUAAGUGAGCAGCAGUGGAGUAGCAGCUUCUCUCUGCCUCUAGUUAUAUGCUAUUUAAGCACAUUACCCAAAAUACCAAACUAGUCUUGAAAUGAAUAUUGUUGCAAUGACUUUGUUAUGUAUUUAUUCAUGUGUCAUUAUUUAUUUAUAUGCAGAUUUACUUUGGAAAAAAAUGUCUUUUAAAGACUGUGAAUAAAUGUGUUUGAGGGUGUUGUACAGAACAGAAAAUAUUUCAUCUCUUGAUGUAAAAUUUAAUUUUCAUAUUUGUAUUUUGUAAACUUUUGUUACAUUACAGCAGACAUUUUUUUUUUAUGUGCUGCUUGGCUGGGCCGACGGGGGUCGGUGCAUUAAAUAUUAAUCACAAAGCGACUUUGAUGUAAAUAUUUUACCUGCAUUUCUGCAGCAUCACAACUUGUGCAGCUGUAACAUAGCACAUCCAUCCAUAAAAUCAUGGCACAAAAAUGCAAGAGUUUUAAAUUCUAUUAUAGUUGUGAAAUAUUUCCAUAUUGAAAUUUUAAAAAAAAAACGUAUUCAAUUCACCAAAGAGACCAAUUAUGUUUACCAACAUACAGAUUUUAUAUUGUCUACUUAUUUCUAUAGUUGCCACUGGACAUUAUUGAUCAAAUCUUGUUGACUUUAUUUUGUACAUCAUUUGCUAAUUUACUGUACAUGACGUGUAUUCAACACAGUUUGAUGUCAGACCUACUAAUUUUAUGGAAACCACCCAUGUUGCCUUACAAACAAAAGGAAAUAGAUUUUUUUGUGGGGGAAAAAAAGCUCUUGUCUCUACAAAUGAAGCUUCAUUGUGUUACUGACAUGACUUGUACAUGUACGUGUGAAAGAAAAGCAUUAAUUUGAAUUAAAGUUGUGCUCUUGUU